Molecule: messenger RNA, 727 nt
Organism: Equus quagga
Lineage: Eukaryota; Metazoa; Chordata; Mammalia; Perissodactyla; Equidae
Gene: TM4SF5
Product: transmembrane 4 L six family member 5
Exons: 5
Coding region: 62-646 (194 amino acids)
Cellular component (GO): membrane
Source: RefSeq, a predicted model, not a curated record
CUGGACCUGGAAACCACGGGCUCACUUUCACUGACUGCCUGUCCUUCUCAACUGCCUCACCAUGUGUACGGGAAAGUGCGCCCGCUUCUUGGGGCUCACCCUCAUCCCCCUUUCCCUGGUCUGCAUCGUGGCCAACGCCCUCCUGCUGGUGCCUAACGGGGAGACUGCCUGGACCAACCACCUCAGCUUGCAAGUCUGGCUCAUGGCUGGCUUCGUCGGUGGGGGCCUGAUGGUACUGUGUCCAGGAAUCGCAGCCGUUCGGGCAGGGGGCAAGGGCUGCUGUGGGGCAGGCUGCUGUGGAAACCGCUGCAGGAUGCUGCGCUCGGUCUUCUGCUCGGCGUUCGGGGUGCUAGGUGCCAUCUACUGCCUUUCGGUAUCGGGAACUGGGCUCCGAAGUGGACCCUACUGCUUAGUGAACGGCACGUGGGACUACCACUUCGAAGAGACCUUAGGCUCCUACCUGCUCAACCGCACCCAGUGGGAUUUGUGCGAGAAGCCGCCUGGUGUGGUCUACUGGAAUGUGACGCUCUUCUCGCUGCUGGUGGCUGCCUCGUGCCUGGAGAUCGUGCUGUGUGGGGUGCAGCUGGUGAACGCGGCCAUUGGUGUCUUCUGUGGCGAUUGCAGGAAGGAGGACGCCCCUCACUGAGGCUCCACGGACUGCCCUGCUCGCUCCUGGACGCCCACCUGGCCCGCCCCAGCCCUGGAAUAAACUGUUUUGAGCUCUCUU